AUUUGUUUUUUCCCCAUGAAUUCUUUAUUAUGUUUGAAUUGUUCAGAUCUUGACCAUUGUCAAAUUUUCAUUAAAAAGUUUGUUAUCAACAAUAUAUUGUCAAACAGGAACACAACAUCCGAAACAUCAAACAAAAUAUUCUCUUUUGUUUAUUCUUUAUCGAUAUUCUAUUAUCUUUAUUGAAAUUUUUUUUAAAUUUAUCGUUUUUCAAUAACGUCACCAAAUUUAGUGUCCUUGUGUGUGGUGUGAGUGUGUGUAUCUUGUCUUUGUCUGUGUAUUCUUCUAUUAUUUUUCGCCGUGAGAAAAUUUCAUCAUGACAACAAAUACUGAAGAAUCAUUAUUGUCUAACAUAGAUCAUGAUAGUGAUCUUGAACAUUAUGGCCAUCAUCAUACAACGAUGACCAUGAUGACAACAACAACUAAAUCGCCAUUAUUAUCGUUGAUAUUAAACUCUACGAUUUCAAAUUCAAAAAAAUUAAUAGACAACAUCAACACAACAACAAUAUCAUCGAUGAUGGUCAAUGAUGCUGUGAUGGCCAAUGAUGAUGAUCAUUAUCAUCAUAUGGUUAAUAGUGAUAAUAAUAAUGAUGAUACAAAUGUAAAUAUUCUUAUCGAAUCCUGGAAUCGUAGUGGAUUUCAAUUGCCCAAUAUCUAUACGCUGCCAACACCUAUAAUUGUAUUAUCAAUCAUAGCCAUAGUGUUCAUCAUAUGGAUGAUCAUCAAAUUUAUUCAAGCAUUGUGGACAUUUUUUAUCUGUUAUAUGUUAGGUUUCGGUGCUAAAUGGCGGCCAGGUUCUGAUAGUUGGGCCAUUAUAACCGGUUCAACCGAUGGUAUUGGUCUUGCUUAUGCCAAAGCAAUGGCUAGAAAAGGUUAUUGUGUAUUUCUUUUGAGCCGUAAUCAACAAAAAUUGGAUAAAUGCAAAGCCGAUAUACUCAAUGAAUUUCCUAAAUGUCCACAAGUAAAAACAAUGGCUGUCGAUUUUACAUUGGAUACAAUUUAUAAAAAUAUCAGUGAUGAAAUUAAUGCCCUAAAUGGUCAUGUACAUGUUCUUGUUAAUAAUGUCGGUAUGGCUUAUAAAUAUCCGGAAUAUUUUACCAAAAUACCGAAUUCCGAUCAAUUCAUUUCAAACAUUUUGAAUUGUAAUAUUUUAUCAGUUACACGUAUGACACAUAUUAUAUUACCGAUGAUGGAAGCACGACGAUCCGGUAUAAUUAUCAAUGUUGCAUCAUAUUCAGCUUUAUUUCCAACACCAUUUCUUUCAAUAUAUUCAGCAUCGAAAAUUUAUAUGGAUUACUUUUCUCGUGCAUUACAUUCGGAAUAUAGUGAUCGUGGUAUUGUAGUACAAUCGGUAUUACCAUAUUAUGUAUCAACAAAUAUGAUACGUAAUCCAAGAAUUUCAUUUAUGAUACCAUCGCCUGAUCAAUUUGUUAAUUCUGCAUUAAAAACGGUUGGCGUUGAAACACGUACAUAUGGAUAUUUUGCACAUAAUGUUUUAGCAUUUUUUCAAUCAUUUAUUGUUAAAUUUAUUAUUGGUAAUAAUCUUAAUACAAAAAUCGCUUAUCAUCGUAUGAAACGAUUACGUAAAGGAUGUUAUAAACGUAAAGGACUUAAUCAUUAUGUUUGAUGAAAUUUUCGUAAAAGUAUUUCAAUCAACGAUCAUCAUUAUCAUCAUCAUCAUCAUCAUCAUAAUUUUCUGCUUAAA
Molecule: messenger RNA, 1702 nt
Organism: Dermatophagoides pteronyssinus (European house dust mite)
Lineage: Eukaryota; Metazoa; Arthropoda; Arachnida; Sarcoptiformes; Pyroglyphidae
Product: very-long-chain 3-oxoacyl-CoA reductase pseudogene
Source: RefSeq, a predicted model, not a curated record